Molecule: messenger RNA, 6192 nt
Organism: Pundamilia nyererei
Lineage: Eukaryota; Metazoa; Chordata; Actinopteri; Cichliformes; Cichlidae
Gene: shroom2a
Product: shroom family member 2a
Exons: 11
Coding region: 319-5133 (1604 amino acids)
Biological process (GO): actin filament organization
Cellular component (GO): apical junction complex; cortical actin cytoskeleton; adherens junction
Molecular function (GO): actin filament binding
Source: RefSeq, a predicted model, not a curated record
UAUCCCUGCAGUCCAUGGAUGGAGCUAGUUUAGCUUAGCUGAUUUAACCUCUCCCGAGUGUGUCAGUGUGUCGUUCUCGGUUUGUAACAUGAAGUAGGAGGAUACGGCUGGAGCUGAAGCGUUUGAAACAGCGUAAGGUCGCCACUUCGUUUAAGAGUUAGCGUACGAUUUAUUUUUUAAAAAGUUGUUCCUUUUAAAAUAAAACCAGUUAAAAAAGAUGAAGUAUGUGUAACGUAAACCUGGGAUAUUACUCCGUGCCAACCCGACGAAGCUUUCCUGUUCACCGGUUCAUCCAAAACUUGGAUUCUCAGCAGUACAAUGGAUGCUGAAGGAUAUAAAAAUGAUCUGCGCUGUACAGAAACGGAGAGCUUUUGGCAUGUGGUGCAGAAAUCAGGAGAUCUGGAUCAGAGGAGCAGAGACUGUGAGAGCUUCAAGCUGGUGGAAGUAUUUCUGUCAGGAGGUGCCCCGUGGGGGUUCACGCUCAGAGGGGGACUUGAACACCGGGAGCCACUGCUCAUAACCAAGGUUGAGGAGGGCAGUAAAGCAGCAGCUGUGGGUCUGCAGGUGGGAGACGAGCUUGUCAACAUCAACGAGAUUCCCCUGACUGGAUAUAGACAGGAGGCAAUCUGCCUCGUAAAGGGAUCCCACAAGACCCUCAGUCUGGUGGUGAAAAGGAGGAAUGAACCUAUAAGUAGGCCUCACUCCUGGCACUCCACCAAGUUCAAUGAAAGCCAACCAGGGACUGCCAAAACACAGUCUCCACCCGCGGCAGUCUGGCACGCUCACUAUGAUGCAAGCUCGUCAUCGGCCAAUCUCUCCACCAGCUGGGAGCAAACAAACCUGCGCAGAGUGUCCGACCAGUUCAGCUCUCACGGCAGCAUGGACAGCCUAGAGCAUGUGUCACACCCAUACGCCGCUGGUCAGCUCUCACACGCCAAAUCAAACAACAGCAUGGAGCAACUCGGAGGAGGGAAAAGGGACUCGGCCUACAGCUCUUUCUCCACCAGCUCCAGCACGCCGGACUACACCCUCUCAAAAAGCAAUGCUGCUUCAACAGAGAACAUGGUCUACAAAGUCGGGCAGUGGGAGGGGGGAGGAAAGCACAACAGCAGUGGCAGAAAUGGCCACAGCCUGGCUGCAGAGGGAGUCAGACAGGAUGACAGGCUCACGUAUUUUCAGAUGCCAGGCGUCAGCUCAGGCUGCGAUGGUCCACAGACCGAGGAACCGGCUGGUUCCCACCAUUCAACUUCAAGUAGAACCAGCUUUGGGCCUGUUUGGAACGUCCCCGAGAAAAAGAAAACUGCUUCUUCUUCUCCUCCGCCUCCACCACCACCCACACGCAGUGAUAGUUUUGCUGCUACUAAAGUCCAUGAAAGAGGGCUGAUGAUUGCUCACCCCGAAGGAAUCGAUUCCCACCUGCAAUCCAGAGCUUCAUGUGAAAAUCGCUGUCACAACAUUUCCCCGAAGAACGACCAUGACAGUUUUUACUUUCAGUCUGAAAAAUCCCAUCAGGACCAGUUCACUUCAAACAAACGGUAUUCCCACUCCAGUGAUGUUCGGCAGCCCACCCAUGUUAACCAACCUUACCAUCAAAGACACCACAGCGAGAAAACCACUUUUCAUCCUCAGCCUUGGGCUACUUCUGCACCAAAGCCAAAGAACGUAGGUGGGUACUAUUACAGCAUGCAGGAGGUAUCUGCUAACGGUUCAACGCAACACACUGGCCAGAGCCAGAGAAAGAACUUAAGUUCCUCUACAGGCCCUGACCAAAACACAGAGAGCAGCGGGCACAGCCGUUACUACUGUGUGACUACAUGCCAGCCCACACAGCCGAACCCUGUGUCUUUGUCAGGAAUACCAGAGGACAGGGGCUGUGCGACAUAUCUGCCACAGACUGGAAAUGAGCGAACCUCUCACAGUCCGCUGACGGUUGCUAAAGUGAAGUAUCAUCUGCCCCAACAGCAGCAGCACUCACACACUAAAGACACCAAUGGGUACAGCAAGCACCAAGUCACUAGUGUACAUGAAAACCCGGCACUUAAAACGGGCUCAGAAGAUUGGGGAGGCCAGAGAGGGCACAAUACACAGACAGAAGAAUCUCGGCACAGCAGUCAGUCUGAACAGCGCCGGCUUCUACCACUGCAGCACAGAGAACUGCCCCAAGAAGUCAAGCACGACAGCCAAAAGAGCAACAACAUCUCCCCCCAGGCCAACCCCAUGCUCCACUCACUGUCUUUGGAUGUCGCAGGGCAAGAUGAUAGAGGAAGAGGCGGUGCAGUUUCUGACGAGUCCACUGAAGCUAAGCAGUUAAAGCGCGACGACCGCUUUGCCACCACACUGAGAAACGAAAUCCAGAUGAGAAGAGCAAAGCUGCAGAAAAGUAAAAGUGCGGCUGUCCUCCCCUGGGUUGAGGGUCAGGCUAAAGAAGAUCAGGACAUCCGGAAGUCCACCGAAAGUACAACUCCAACCUCCUCCUCCAGCUCCUACAAGGACCACCUGAAGGAAGUGCAAGAGAGGGUGCUCAAGGCUACAUCUUUCAGGAGGAGAGACCUGGAGCUAGUUUUACCAGAGCACUCUAAUGCUGAGGCUUUACCUAACUACCCAUCCUCGGCACAUGCUCGCAAAGAUGUCACGCCUCUGCCAGCUGUCACAGAGUCAGCAACGAGCCAUUCAGGAGGUCAGGUGACUCGCACUGGUGGUCGAAAGCAUUUUCCUGCAGAAAAGAAAGUUAAGUCUUUCUCUGAACCAGACAAAAUUCACAAAGUGGGGACGAAAGAGGGUGUCGCUCCAAGUGAUAAUACAAGCUCCUCAUUAGACCAGCAGAAACUCUUUGAAGACGUUAAGAAACCAGGUCUACCUCACCACAUGCCCCUUGAGAGCCAUAUCAAGCGCCAAAGUCGAGAACCCGCCUCUGUUGGUGCAACAGAGAAUGCAAUGAAAGGAAUCAAAGGUAGAGAUUACGCUGAGGAGGCCUUCAGAGUUUCUACACAAAAGGAGUCCAUCCAAGACCAGCAAAGACUGGGCACGUUUGCCGAGUAUGAGGCCAGCUGGAAUACACCUCAGAAACCUUCAGAGAAAAGGGUCUCUGGACGGUACAAGUCAGCUGAUAACAUACUCGAUCCAGGAACCGAGGAGAGAGCCAGAACCACCUGUUCCCAUGAGAGGUUCAGAUCGUCUACAUCUACAGAAGUCUACGAACAGAAGAUUCCAGUUCCUGCAAAGAAGUCAGAGGCAGAGUAUUCAGAGCCGGAGAGUAAACCUGCUGAACCACUCAGCUCUGACACAUGGUUCCCUGACAGAGCUCCAGGUGAUUGUAAAGUGAGAAACAAGCCUGCAGAGUUUGAACAUUACUCAGCGCCACCCCCUCCUCCCAUGACGGGAGCAGACCCCGACUGCAGACACAGAGCUGCUGCUGCCACCCUCAGCCACAGACCCACACCUAUUUCUCUCGACCUCACAGAGACUGCCCCCCCUCAGCCUGAGGACCACAGUCACACAGACCCGCACUCUGGACUCUGGAGAAAGCCCCCUGCACUAGAGAACCCUCUGCCUCCACCCAGAUGCCCAGAGGUCGACUCCCACGAGUCCUCCGCCGGUUCCCAGAGUGAAGGCUUAAACCUCUCUGAUCAUAACUCCGCCUUCAACCACACCCACGCUGUUAAAGGAGACUCUGAGCAGGGCAAAGGACAAGGGGCAGGACAUCAUCUCUCAGCCUCUCCCUCUGCGUCCUCCUACAGACCUUCAGGGCUGGCCAGCAUGGAGGGGCACCGCUCACCAUCUCCUCAGUUUUCCCCACAGAGACUCAGCGACAGGCCUCCGGUCUCUCUUCAGGAUGAAUUCUCAAACAGGAUGGAGCAUGUGAUAGAAAACCAAAGCUCUGCAGUGAGGAAAGUGCCCAUCAGGAUUGUGCACUCGGGAGGAAAUGCAGAGAAGGAAAAUACACCGUUUUUGCAGCACAGCAGCCCCCCUGCCAUUGAAGCAGAGGGGCACGCCGUGACUCGGCUCGGCAGCCUCGGAGCUGCAGGUCAGGACUCUGUCUUCUGCGCCUUCACCAGGCAGAAGGAGCCCGAUGGGGUCCCACACCCUCAAAAGCAACAGAUGCCCCAGAGGGACACAUACAUGACCACUAUAGGAGAUCACCUCCAACCGCCGCCACCCACAGACGUGUCCAGCAGCAAUAAAUUGGCGACAAACACAGGAGUGUCCAAGGCAGAGGAUCAGAAAAGAGAGGAGCUGGCUAGGGACAUCAUGGGGAAGGAUAAGUCACUAGCAGAUAUUCUGGAUCAGAGCAAGAUGAAGACCACAAUGGACUUGAUGGAGGGCAUCUUCCCUCAAGGGGAGCAGCUGGUGGAAGAAGCUCACCAGCGCAGGAAGGUGCAGCCGAAGCAGACAAACUCCCGGCCCGCUGAGGAAAGAGAAAAGGAGGACAACGUGGCAGCAGCUACCUCGAUGGUGACCAGCUCUGCAUAUUACAGCACAUCUGCUCCCAAAGCUGAGCUCCUUAUUAAGAUGAAGGGCAUGCAGGACCAGGAGCAGGAGGAGGAGGACUCUGAAGAUGAGCUGGACAAUGAUUUGGCCAAUAAGAAGCAAGAGCUGAUCGACAGCCUCAGCAAGAAGCUCCAGGUGCUCCGGGAGGCCCGGGAGAGUCUUCAGGAGGACAUCCUGGACAACAACGCUCUGGGAGAAGAGGUGGAAGCCCAGGUCCAGCAGGUCUGCAAACCCAACGAGCUGGACAAGUUCAAGAUGUUUGUGGGGGACCUGGAUAAAGUGGUGAGCCUUCUGCUGUCCCUGUCGGGGCGCCUGGCCAGAGUGGAGAACGCCCUCAACAGUCUGGAGGAGGAUGCUACGCCAGAGGAGAGGCGUACGCUGAUUGAGAAGAGGAAGCUGCUGAUCCGACAGCACGAGGACGCAAAGGAGCUGAAGGAGAACCUGGACCGCAGAGAGGGUGUGGUUUACGAGAUCCUGGCGAGCUACCUGCAGGAGGACAGCCUCGCGGACUACGAGCACUUUGUGAAGAUGAAGUCGGCGCUCAUUAUCGAGCAGCGCAAGCUCGAGGAUAAAAUCAAGCUGGGCGAGGAGCAGCUGAAGUGUCUGAUGGACAGCCUGCCCAUAGAGCAGCGGCUGGCCCUCUGAGGAGGACAGACACUGCUGGGUCUCUGAGAGUCACGUGGUUUCGGCUGCACAUGAGCCCUGUGGCCAGCAGAUGGCGGUAUAGUUAAGAAAAUCUGCACAUAAACAGCCUAUUUGGUGCAUUUUCCUGACUUUGUGAGCAUGCGUGUACAUGACAACCACAAAAAACUCCACAAAACUUUCUUUUUGUAAAGAUGGUGGUAUUUUUUUUGGGGGGGGGGCAACCAACCACUAAUGCCCUUUUAUGAUAUUUUUGCUUUGUUUCUUAUGAUUUUAUUUUUUUUUAGUAAUUUAUUAUAGCCUUUUGAAUCUGGAGGAGACAGUAUUUUAUCUUCAACCGAUUUAGCUGAUGCAUGCUACACACUGAGCAUUUAAGAGUAUUUAUCAAGUAUAAAUGUCACGAGAUCUGUCAAAUCUGGCUAAAUAUGUCUGUAAAUUCAUCAUUCUUUACCUUUUACACUCAAACUAGUGGCCUUUUUUUUUUUUUUUUUUUUUUUCAAUAAAAUAUCCGUGCCCCUGCUUUCCUCACUGAAGAAACAUUUCCUCGAGAUGAAGAUGCACGCACCUGCAGAGAGAGGAGAGUGUUUAACAUCACUAAACAGAAGCAGCACUUGACGUCCAGGCUUGAAUGGUCACAUUUGAAGUGCGCCGAGAACCACUGCACACACUCUUCAGUCCACUUCUGCAGGUCGCAUUAUUCAGAGCGCUUUUUAGAUUUAUUCACAGGUAGAAAAGUGUAAAAAUCCACAGGAUGAUGUCACCAUGUACAUGUUGACCAGGUGUUUCUGUUUCGUCUUCUCACGUCACCGCAGUUUUGUUUUUCAUGGUGCAGAAGUUGAAUCUCAACACUAAAAGAUGUUCAGAUGGAUAAAGAGCUUUUUUUUUUUUUUUUACCUUAACCUUCAAAUUUCAGACUCUAUGGAUUAAAUCUGUCUCCCAGAUACUGGAGAACUUUUUUUUUCCCCUGCACAUUUCAGUUUGUUACAGUUUCACACACUUCGUGCACUUCUACAUCCUAAAUGUCUUAAAAACGUUAUCAGCUGUGCUCCUUUCUGUCAAAUA